AUGAAGAUGGAGAAGGAUGAGGCAGUGCCCACCUUCUCCCUGGGGGGUAAAUACGCCGGAGAGGGGGCAGGUGAGUCCCUCGUGCCACGGGGGGGUUGGCGAGAGGAGUCGGGGCAGGACGUGGAGGAGAAGCCUUUGCUCCUGUUGAUCUGGUGCCCGCUGCCUAACAGCCUCAUCCCGGCAGGUUGCAGCGAAGCGGCUCUGCCUGGUGGCCCGAUGCCGGUGGCGGGGAGCGGAGGGACCCCAGCCCAGGACCUGCGGUCACUGAAGCGCAGACCUGUCCCAGGCAAGCACUACCAGUGCUCAAGCUAUGGCUGCAAACUGGCCUUCCCCAGCAUGCAGGAGCUGAUGGACCACCUGAAGGUCCACUACAGACCCACGCAGUCCCUCGAGGGCAAAACCUUCCAGUGCCCCACACUGGGCUGCACAGAGACCUUCCCCAGCAUGCAGGACCUCAUGGCCCACAUGAAGGUGCACUACAAGCCAAACCGCUACUUCAAGUGUGAGAACUGCAUGCUGCGCUUCCGGACGCACCGCUCCCUCUUCAAGCACCUGCACGUCUGCUCCGACAGCGCCAGCAGCCCCGCGCCGCCCCCCAAAGCCGACAAGCCCGUCCUGCCUGCUACCUCUGCCCUGGAGAAGGAGCCCCCGGCCAAGCCACCCGAGGGGCUGCCCAAGCUCCGGCCCCCGGAGAAAGAAGCCAUCCUCCCCGGCGCGGACAUUGCCCCGGCAGCCCCUGCCGCGCUCCCCACCAGCCUCCCCGAGCUGCCUGGCUCGCUGGAGGCGCUGCCGCUGGGCUCGCCGGCCCCCCACCCCUUCCCGCUGUUGGAGCCCAGCCUUUUCGGGCCGUCGUCCUUGACUCGGUUCUCGGGGCCACCCCCCUCCUCGGUGCCAGGGCCGUUCCUGUCCUACGUGCACCCUUCGCCCUACAGCUUGCCCCAGCCCCCGGCGCAGCAUCGCCUCCGGCCCUACGUGCCGGGCCACGGUCCCCCCGUCUCCAACGCCGUCUGGAAGAAAAGCCAAGGUGUGAGUGUCAGCCCACUCCUCCCAUGCUUUGGCUCAGGAGUGACUCCAGGGCACUCCUCCAACAGCCGCAUCGUGUGGGAGCACACGCGGGGCCGCUACACCUGCAUGCAGUGCCCCUACUCCACCGCCUCGCGGGAGGAGAUGACCCUGCACAUCGAGGACCACCGCAAGAACCCCCCGCCGCCCGCGCGCCUGGACGCAGAGAUGGAUUUUGGGGUGGGCAUCACCUCCUUCCAUGCCAAGCUGACGCCGGAGAUGGAGAACUCCGUGUACUCCCAGCUCUGA
This is a messenger RNA of Nipponia nippon (crested ibis), 1311 nucleotides long. Lineage: Eukaryota; Metazoa; Chordata; Aves; Pelecaniformes; Threskiornithidae. The record is from RefSeq and is a predicted model, not a curated record.